This is a messenger RNA of Capsicum annuum, 666 nucleotides long. RefSeq lists its product as uncharacterized. NCBI's taxonomy places the organism in Eukaryota, Viridiplantae, Streptophyta, Magnoliopsida, Solanales, Solanaceae. The record is from RefSeq and is a predicted model, not a curated record. The transcript is spliced from 4 exons. The coding region runs from base 1 to 666 and encodes 221 amino acids.
AUGGACUUGCUGGCUAAGAAUUUGCUAUCCGGCAAGACUGACAUGGUUAAGGCUGUGGAUGCUCAAGGUACCAUAUCUGCAGGAGCUGAUGCUGAGGCCAACUACGUGAUCGUGGAGAAGGAGGUAAGUGUUGAUGAAUCAGAAGGAAGAAAUCCAGUGAAGUCUGAGAAGGUGAAUGGCUUUAUUAACAUGUCAGAGAAAGAAGACGACAAAAAGAGGAAGUGGUAUGGAAAUAAAUUGCCAAGAACACCACCUCCAUUUCUGCAGAGGUUGAAGAAUAAAAAAAAUAAUGAAAAAUUUAGCAAGUUCAUGGCAAAGAAGAAAGUAAGUUGUGAGAUGGUGGAAAAUCUCCACCAUUGUAGUGCUGUUUCAUCACAGUCCUUAGUACAGAAAAAGCCUGAUCCUGGUGCUUUCACUAUUCUGUGCAUAGUAGGACCUGUGAAAUUUGAGAAAGCUUUGUGUGACCUUGGCGCAAAUAGGUCAAUCAAAAGACCUAUGGGUAUUCUACAUGAUGUGCUGGUGAAAGUGGCCGACUUCAUUCUCCCUGCGAAUUUUGUGGUUCUAGACUAUGAUGUUGAUUUUAAGGUGCCUAUUAUUCUGGGAAGAACAUUAUUGGCCACAAGGAGAGUGCUAGUUAAUUUGGAGCUCAAUGAGCUCAAUUUUUGA